This is a messenger RNA of Engraulis encrasicolus (European anchovy), 2341 nucleotides long. It is a transcript of the gene napba, whose product is annotated as N-ethylmaleimide-sensitive factor attachment protein, beta a. Bases 81 to 968 code for a protein of 295 amino acids. Gene Ontology annotation, cellular component: terminal bouton; vacuolar membrane; synaptobrevin 2-SNAP-25-syntaxin-1a complex. The record is from RefSeq and is a predicted model, not a curated record. Gene Ontology annotation, biological process: synaptic transmission, glutamatergic; SNARE complex disassembly; intracellular protein transport. The transcript is spliced from 11 exons. Lineage: Eukaryota; Metazoa; Chordata; Actinopteri; Clupeiformes; Engraulidae. Gene Ontology annotation, molecular function: soluble NSF attachment protein activity; syntaxin binding.
GGUCACCACUACAGCAUCCUUCAUCCCUGCAGCAUUUUAAACAUUACGGACGUAUUUGUUCAUUUUCACUAUCAAUAAAUAUGGACAACGCUGGAAAAGAAAAGGAGGCCAUGCAACUGAUGGCCGAUGCAGAUAAAAAAGUAAAAUCAUCCGGCUCGUUUCUGGGAGGAAUGUUUGGGGGAAACCAUAAGGUUGAAGAUGCAUGCGAAAUGUAUGCUAGAGCGGCCAACAUGUUCAAAAUGGCCAAAAACUGGACGGCUGCGGGGAACGCUUUCUGCCAGGCCGCGCGCCUGCACAUGCAGAUGCAGAACAAGCUCGACUCGGCCACCAGUUUUGUGGAUGCUGGCAACGCUUACAAGAAGUCUGACCCGCAAGAGGCUAUCAACUGUUUAAAUCAAGCCAUCGAUAUUUAUACAGACAUGGGGAGAUUUACGAUUGCUGCCAAACACCACAUGACUAUUGCAGAGAUAUAUGAAGCUGAGCUUGUAGACAUUGAAAAGGCAAUCGCUCAUUAUGAGCAGGCAGCAGAUUAUUACAAGGGGGAGGAAUCGAACAGCUCCGCUAACAAGUGUCUGUUGAAAGUUGGACUUUACUGCGCUCAACUUGAGCAAUACCCCAAAGCCAUUGAAAUAUAUGAGCAGGUUGCAACCAACACAAUGGACAACCCAUUGCUGAAAUACAACGCUAAAGAAUACUUCUUCAAGGCAGCCUUAUGCCACUUCAUUGUUGAUGAGCUGAACGCAAAGCUUGCCAUUGAAAAGUAUGAAGGGAUGUUCCCAGCCUUCACUGACUCAAGAGAAUGCAAGCUUUUGAAGAAACUCCUGGAGGCUCAUGAGGAGCAGAACAGUGAAGCGUACACCGAGGCUGUUAAGGAGUAUGACUCCAUCUCCCGUAUUGACCAGUGGCUGACCACCAUGCUGCUGCGCAUCAAGAAGAGCAUCCAGGGAGAUGCUGGAGACCUGAAGUGAACACCCAUAUACGUCGUGCAGUGCCAUUUCCACAAUCCUGAUGUGGAACUUUGUUUUGUUUUGUUUUUUCUUUCUUUUUUUCCGUGUGUGUGUGUGCGGCAAUCCUCAGUGCGGAUCAGAAAAGAUUUGUAGUGUGGAUGACUUAUGGGGUUUUGGUAUUACUCAGCCUUUCAGCUGACUUAACACCUGCUGAGCCACAUAGCCAUCUAUCCUUGGAGAUUUCUUUCAGUGUCUGUAGCCUAGAGGUUAAGCCAUGAUCCGCAAAUUGUUAAUAGUUUUGCACAGCUAGUGUUGGUUGUUUCCCAGUACCGUCAUCCAUCUAAAAGGGAUCCAUUUAACCUUUAAAAUCUUGGGACUUUUUUUUUUUGUUCUUUUUUUUUUCUCUUGCCGUAAUCACUGUUACUGCUGUGUAAUAACUGUUUCCAGUGGUCAUUAAGUGUCAUGUACUCAAUAAAUGUCUUGCAUGAUGUGCAUUUUGUCGUUUAAAAAAACAAAACAAAAAUGUUUACCAAAAGAUUAUGUGUGUCCAGUUGUAACUUUCGGAUCACUUUUGUUAUUUGAUUUUUAUCUUGUUGUGCCAUUUUUGUUUGUUUCUUUCCUGGUGUCCUUAUUGCAACACGGUUGAAACUGUACAUCUAUGUUGAAAACAAAUUCUGUAAAGAACUAGCUUCCUAUAAUAGUCGUCUUCAAUGUGGGUUUUCACCAAUGAAAUCACAUGAGCGAUUAAAAAUGAUAACGUUAUUUUUGGGUAAAAUUAUGAAACUUUUCUUUUGGUCAUUAAGUGUUAAAACGUUGAAUUUUAAGUGACCCAGUGACAGUCACAAGGCAUGCUUGUGCAAUGCUUAUCCAGUCUUGACUGCGAUAAUAUAACAGAUACACACUAGAUGUGAUGCAUAACAUGUAAUAAUGUCCUCUAUUUUUGUGUUAUAUCCUUUGAUCUUUUUUAUCUUGAUUUAUUAUCAAUAGGAGUGAUUGUGUAAUUGAUCCAAUUUAUGAAUGAAACAAUGUCAUAAUAAACAGUAUAGCCUGAUAAAUGAUGACACCCAUAAUAAUGUAUGCCUAGUUGUCAUCCUCUGGAUGCCUUUGUCGUUGACCCCUAAUUUAUUCCAAGAUUCUAAUCAGUGCUUAAACGUUUAAGUUGUUAAUCUUGGGAUAUCAACAGAGAGUUGAGGGUAGACACCUGAUCAAGAUGUAACAGCUGUGGGGAAAAUCAUGCUUUGCCAACAGCUGAGGUUUGUGCCAGUCAAAGCAUAUCAGAUUUGACAAGUCUGGCUCUUUUUUUCUGGAAGGGGCUACUGUAAUUGAGUAUUCCACCCUGUUCUAUGAUUGUUUGUAUGAUGUGACGAACAGAAUAAAUGAGAAUAAUAUCACAA